Messenger RNA from Scleropages formosus (Asian bonytongue), 1613 nucleotides. RefSeq names its product NADH:ubiquinone oxidoreductase complex assembly factor 4 (gene ndufaf4). The transcript is spliced from 3 exons. Gene Ontology annotation, cellular component: mitochondrion. The record is from RefSeq and is a predicted model, not a curated record. Bases 143 to 673 code for a protein of 176 amino acids. NCBI's taxonomy places the organism in Eukaryota, Metazoa, Chordata, Actinopteri, Osteoglossiformes, Osteoglossidae. Gene Ontology annotation, biological process: mitochondrial respiratory chain complex I assembly.
GUUAUGUUGAAGCGUAAACGGUGGUCGGCCUUUCACUUCUUGAGAGUGGAUAAGAAGCUAGAGCCAUUUCGCUCACCGUAGUGAAUCGUGUUGUCCGAGUAUAAAGUUUCACGGCGUGAGUUUAACUCUUGCGACAAAGAAGAUGGGGUCACGCGUUACGCGAGCGUUGAGAAAUUUUAACUUGGAAAAUCGGGUACACAGAGAAAUUGACAAAGCUAAACCUAAAGUGGCCCCUCGACAUCCUUCGACCAAAAAUAUUGAGCAAGCUUACCAGACUCCUGAUCUAAUGGAAUCCAUCCAUAAGAAGAACGAGCCUCUUUUAAGGCUGCUGAAGUCGGUGUAUGUGGAGUCCAAAGACCCUCCAGCCAAGCCCUUGCAACUUAAGAAAACACAAGUGGAGGAACGUCGACUGCUGAAGAUCAGUCUGCCUAACAACCCCUAUGGCAUCAGUGAAAUCACAGACGUCCCAAAAGGCAAACUGUCCAUUGUGGAGGCUCUUAAUGCCCUUAACCAGCACAAACGUGACCCCAAGACGUGGACCCCCGAGAGAAUAGCCCAGGAGUACUCUUUAGACUUAAAGGAUGCGAAGGCACUUCUAGAAUUCUUUAUCCCCUUUGAUGUAAAAAUUAUACCACCCAAGUCAAAGGUCACCAAAAAGAUAGAAGCUAGUUAGCAGCUGUACUCUGUAGUAUUCUUGGUUUAAGUAGACAUUUUCAAUUUUUUGUGUACAUGGAGACUUCUGCAAUAUUAUUUCAUUGUGUAUGUUUUGUUUUUCACUUACUACAGUACCAAGUAGAAUCAGUGUUGUAGUGGAAGUGGGAAGAAUUCAAUGCAAUUAGUAUUGAUGCACACUGUCUGACUUAUGUCAGUAUAUAAAUAUUUAAUUGCAUAUUUUCUGGUAUCUAUUUAUGUCAAGAUUAUGAAAAACUGCCUGUGGUAUUUUUAAUAUUCAUACUGUAAAUUGAGCCCUAGAUGUUAUGUAAGGAUUUGUGAAGCCUGACAUAUGUGAUACAUUUUCACGUAGUAGAUGCUGAUGUAAUUAAAUUUUUGUCAUUUACGAUGCCACAAAUAAUACCAAAAUGGGAGAUGAAUCCAAGAGGCUCAAAAAUAACGUAAGAUCUUUGUCUUUUCGAUGGGACACGUGGUAUUUGUAGCAACCCAGUUGCGUACUUUUUAAGGGUGGAUGGAAAAUCACCUGGACUAAGUUUGAGAAAUAGAAGUAUAAACUUGUGUGCACUAUUUGUAUUGUACCUCAUGGCCCUAAAGGCUUGACAGGACACCAAGGACAAAGAUGGGCUAAGAGAAGACAAAAUAAUGGCAAUAAUUAUGUAAAAGUAAUAAAUGUUUUGUUAAUAUAGGGCAUUAUGUCCAGCUGGUUCUGGUGGUUUGGCUGUGGCUAUAACUCUCCAAUUUUUGUCCACAUUUAUUUACAGCAUUUGUUAGGUUUUCUACGGUAUUUUAUACCAGGUCAAUUUGGGUGGUACUGUAAUAACUCAAGUGUUUUUUUUUAAUGGCUGAGAUCACAUAGGAAUAACUAAUUUAAAUGAGCAGCUCAUAAUUUUAUAGCUAGGAAGCCUGUAGUAGACUAGAGGAUAAAUCACCCAAAAUAAAAC